Schistocerca gregaria is the source of this 8750-nucleotide messenger RNA. Its product is annotated as heart- and neural crest derivatives-expressed protein 1-like. Gene Ontology annotation, molecular function: DNA-binding transcription factor activity, RNA polymerase II-specific; protein dimerization activity; RNA polymerase II transcription regulatory region sequence-specific DNA binding. The transcript is spliced from 4 exons. Bases 2 to 928 code for a protein of 308 amino acids. The record is from RefSeq and is a predicted model, not a curated record. Lineage: Eukaryota; Metazoa; Arthropoda; Insecta; Orthoptera; Acrididae. Gene Ontology annotation, biological process: developmental process; regulation of transcription by RNA polymerase II.
GAUGAGCAGCGCGCUAGGCCCGGCCGGCUACCAGCACCCCGGCGCGCCAGCCCCGGGAGCCGGGCCGCACCACCACCACCACCACCUGCACCACCACCAGGCCGCCGCCGCCGCCUUCUACCACCACCAGGCCGUCGUGCCGCCGCCCAGCUUCUACCACCAUCACCACGCCUACCACUUGCACCAUGGUGAGACGCCGAUGGGCGGCGGGGCGGCGUGCCCGGCGCCGUGGGAGGCGGGGUGCGCGCCCAGCCCGCCGGGCCGCAGCUGCAGCCCGCUGACGCUGUCGCUGCCGCUGCCGCUGGCUGCCGCCGCCGCCAACGCCGCCGCCCACGUCCCCCAGGCCGCCGCCGCCCCAGGCUGCCACGGGGGCAGCGCCGGAGGCGGAGGAGGCGGCGGCGGCGGACCUGCCUCGCCGGGAGCGGUGCCGGGGGCGAUGGCCGGGGGCGGCGUCCCGGUCGGCGGCCUGCGGCACGGGGGCGGCCGCCAGCGCACGUGCGCCAACAAGAAGGAGCGCAAGCGCACGCAGUCCAUCAACAACGCGUUCGCGGACCUGCGCGACUGCAUCCCCAACGUGCCGGCCGACACGAAGCUGUCCAAGAUCAAGACGCUGCGGCUGGCCACGUCGUACAUCGGUUACCUGAUGCGCGUGCUCGCCGCCGACGCCGACCCCGCCUCCGCCACCGCCGGCGCCGGCGCCGGAGCCUUCCUGCCGCCCGCCGCCGACCUCUCCGGGGGCGGCGGCGUUGUCUCUCGCUCGCCCCACCACGCCCACGUCCCGUCGGGAGCCAACCACAUGGAGGACGACGUGCGACUGGGUGGCUGCGGCGACGAAGCGGAAGGCGUGGCGCCGCUGCGUCGGUCCAAAGGUCGCACGGGCUGGCCACAACACGUCUGGGCCCUGGAGCUGAAGCAAGAGCAGCUGUGAAGCGGGCGCCGCUGUGCACGGCAACCACCACAGACAAGGGGACGCCCGGAGAGGACGCCGGGGCAACCGUUCUGCUGCUUGCAGCACAGCAGGACCCAUUGCCCAGUCUCGACACUACCCCACUGUGCUACUCGUCUGUUAAUACUCAUACCUCGUACCUUGGCAAGCAGUCAAGAAUCAAAAAGCGGAAUCGCCGCUCACUACUUUGGUCUCGUUACAGCUCCGUGUGAAACAUUUCCCACGUCUCAAGGUCUGCUCGAAACAACAAACAUUUGUAGUCAGAGGACGGUUGCGAGCAUCCAGUUAACAACAGAUCCUCGGCACGAAAAGUGGAGCAAAUCAAAGAAAUUUUUGCUGCUCCGACGCUGUCAUGGAUACCAUCAAAACCUAGCAACAGACCACUGUAACAGAACUUUUGUCAAAUAAGAUAGUCUUACCACAGAAGCGCACUGUACAAAAUAUUUAUCUGCCAAACAUGUCUGCAGGUUUCGCGAUCAAGUUUCAAUCCUAGAUUAAGAGCGAUCACAUUAACAGUCAGUAAAUUUAGGAGGUUUGCAAAGAUAGUCAUCUGUAGUGACUGACAAUGAUAUGUGAUUCCACGCUAUGUUGUGAUGCCUAAGAAUACGAAUUGGUGAGAUAAAUACUGUGUGUAACAUGGAAGUCCUGCUGCACUGGACAGUAACCAAUGGACUUCUGACAGCUUUGAAGCCAUUUGAUGCAAAAUUUCAAAACUACAUGAUCUGAGAUCGCACGUUCAUGUUUAUGUUUGAAGUUUAGCAGCGUAUUUUGUUACUGUUUUUAUUUCACUGGCUGAAAUAUGUAUCAGUAAGGCGAACGAAUUCCUCAAUGUAAAUAUCAUUUUCAUUUUAUCUGCACCCAAGUCCUAACUGAAGUCUAGUCAGCGAAAGCAAAUGAAGAGUCACACUGAAUUCUGUCCAACUUUGUACUGUAGGAUUGUAUGAGUCGAAAUAGAGCAACUAGUUUUAGUUUAAGCAAUAAGGACACUAAUGACUCAUUUUCUUGUGUAGAAUAGUUAUGUAAACGGUUCAGGACAGUGUUGUUUUAUAAAAAGCAAGGAUUUGAUGUUAUUUGAUGAUGUAAUGUACACGCGGUGAAAACUGGGAAGUGCCAUUACGAAGGUUCUCAGAGUCCGCAUCGAGAGAUUUGGCGCAGUGCUUGCACACUUUAGGGUAAGCUGUGAUUCCAACCCGAUCUUUCAUAUUUACUUUUUACUAAUUCGCUUAAUGCGAAUACCGGAGCGGUUCCUACGAAAAGCCAAGGGCGAUUUCUAUCCACAUCUUACCCAAUCCGAGAUUGGGCUCCUUGUCUAACAGUCUUAUCGUCGUCGGGAUAUUAAACCUUGAUCUUCUUCUUUCCGCGUCCAUAAGCGUUUAGCUCGUAGGUAACAUCAACAAAUAAAAUAACUCUGCUCCAAGUGUUGGAGCAAACACCAUUAAACGUUUUUCCAUAGCCCAAGCGAAGAAAUUUCUUGAUUUUUUCAAAGUAUAUAUCAGAUUAAUUGUACCUGGAUUUCCUACAAUGUUGUGUAGACUCUUAAACUUGACGUGGUUGUUUUCAUGUGUAAUGGAGCAUCUCAGAUGUUUAAAAUGUUUCAUUUGCUCCAUUUUUUUUUAGUUGAACACUUAUCUUACUGGUGGUAUGCUUUGAAAUGCCACCACUUCCGUGUUAUCUCCAGAGAAUUUUAGGUUGUAUUCGGAGGCUACCUGUUGAAACAUGCAAACUUCCAUCUGAAGGUCAUUCUCAUUUCUGCCAUCAGUGUUACAGUGUUACAUAUACGACCACGUUUAGUUUCAACAUCGUCCGUUUCCUGAUCACUCCAUCUAUGUAUACAGUUGCCCCUACAUUUGGGUUUUAUGCAACAUGCAACACCUUCAAGAACCAAGUGCAAGAUUUCACAUCAUCUUGAUCACUACGUGCAAACUACUAGUCCUACAGAAAAAAAUGAACAGUAUACUUUUGUGGGGAAUUUAAUAUAGUUAAAUUUUGUGCUGGGAUAGGUUUUCACUGGAUGCCGUUCUUCUCAGAUCAUUCAAGAAAAACUUUGUUCUUGAAUAACACGAAAACAAUGGUCUCCAGCGAAAACGUACCCCGCUACAAUAUUUAACUACAUUAAAUUUCCUAUAAAAAGAUCCGGUUCACUUUUGCUGUAGGACUAAUAGGUGGCGCGUAAUGAGCAAGAGAAUAUGAAAAUCUCGCAUGUUGUUUUUGAGGAUGUUGCAGGUUGCAUAAAACCCAAAGGGGGGGGGGGACACCUUAAUAACCCUGUAUACUGAAGAGUGCUGGGGAAAUUCAGCACCACUGUUUAUCCCUUUCCGUAUGAUCAUUGACUUUGUGAUGCUCUUUUCCAUAUCUAUAACAUUUUUUUUUUAUAUUUGUGUACAGGCUCUUAAUAGCGUUUAUGUGAUGAGAUAGAUAGCCUCGUGCUGCCAUUACGUUCCACGGCAUUUAUCUGUUCACAUAACCAAAUGCCUUAUCAGAAUCUAUAAAUGGCAGAAGGGUUUCCUGUUUUGAAUUCUCGUCUCUACUCUAUAAAUUGCUGUAGUGUAAAACGUCUCUUUUUAACUAAUGAUAUCCUCUAAUGUCACAAUUUCUGUUAGGUACAUCGGCCUAUCUUCCUUUUUCUACUUUUAGGGGUUUCUCCACACUUCAGCAGUUGUCCUGUAUUCCCAUUCGCCGGCUGUCACGAUCAUGGCAAUCUUCCUCUUACAGAUCUCGCUUCCAGAUCACUGUAGCUGCUCCCGCUGUCCGUUUUGAUCUCGACAGUCCGCAUUUCCUGCUUCCUGUUAGCGACUAUCCCAGGUCUGCUUUUGGCCAUUGUCCUUACUCCAUGUACCAUACAUAGUCAUACCAUUGAAGAUCUCUGUGCUCAGUUCUUUGCACGGCUGGUUCUUCGAUACCCAUUAUCUCCCCAAUUUCCUCAUUGCUCCUCCGCUCUUUCAUGGAUAUCCUGGCUGCCCUCGUUAUUCCAUCCAUCUCUACUACCUGUACUCCGAUUCGCUACGGCUCGCUCAGUGGCCAUCCUUCCGCAUCGUAUGUUAGAGUAUUGCUUGAAGAACCCUCUUUUUUGUCUCUUUUGACAUUGCUUGGCUCCAUAGAACGUGGAAAAUCUUCCUUCGAAAAUCUCCAACAUUCCACAGCUGCCCCGAUAUGUCAGAGGCCGACGCCCGAGGUUACAAAACCGACACUUUAUGAAGACUGUGUGUUGACAGCCACUCGGCUAGUCCUGCUCCACUGGGAUGUUUCUUACUGACAACGGAGCAGGCUACAAUGCUGGUACUCGCUUAUUCGGAGCCAGGAAACAACCGUCCUGAUGAUAGUUCACGGAGUUAAUGGUUGUCCCGAGGUGUUGCUACUGCAAAGUAAAUGCAGUCGCCGCCGGCUCGCAGAAAGCCGCCGGCGGGUCGCGUGCGGUGGCCGUGUUGUCUAUUCCUGUCGGCGCGCCUGAUGCGGCGAGGUGCGGUGCAGCGCGCGUGCGCAAACAAACACCGGCGCACACGCCCACGCCGGGCUCAGGUGAGACUGGCCAGGCACCGCGCGCUGUUUACGCCGCCUUCCAUCCGCCCCCACUCCGCCGCCCUGCUGCCUGUCGUUUGUUUUUCGAUCGACGCACCGGUCUGUUCGGUGCUGCGCCGCUAUCCGAGAAGCCUUCGUGUUCUCUGCUCUACGGAGUGACACUGUAACACUCGUUCCGCUCAGCCCCGAGUUACGGUCGUGUACGCCUGAGGUGCUGUUCGCUUCAGAAUAGCCGAGGAGACAGUUGAUCCAGGAAAGAGGGCUAACUUUGUUCAACCGAUACACGUGCACUGGCUACACAGAUGUUUCAUGUACGAGUAAUGUUUUACCAAAAUUGGUACAGGAGUCAGCCACCAAUAGAAGUUGCGUACCCACCGUGCUGUAGUUUCUCUUAAUUAGACAGCCAUUGAGCCAGUCAUUUGCGCAAUGAUAGCUUCGUUAUUCAGUCCAAAUUUGGGAAAUAAUUAACGUUGAUUAUAUUGUCAAUAAUGCCCUAUUUCGCAUCCGUAAUAACCAGCUGGGGAUACACAUCUCAUCCAGCCAGAAGGCUAUGUUACACAAAAGCUGGAUGAACAAAAUCCUUUUGAAUAACCUUGCGAAAGCGACUUUGCGGAUAUGGCAUUCUGACACAUUGCAGAUGGCCCAUUUCAUUAACAUCUGCACUUUAUCUAACAUCGCAUCUGACUGCUGACUGGACAAUAUGCUCGUAUGACACCUUUCCGAAGGAGGUUUGGUUAAGUUUAAUCAUUUACUGCAUUUUAACAUUAUUUACGCCAGAACUAUUUUCAGUUUCUUAUCAGAUACAAUAAAUUCUGUGACUAAAACCUUGUUCAACGCCACCAGAGCAGUCGACAUUUCUCCGCCAAUAUUCAUGCCUGAAAAAGAAGUCCAGCCCCCCCCCCCCCUCAUAUUUUGGAUAGUCGUAUUUUACAAUGGCACGUUACAUUCCAUUCCACUCCACAGCUUUUUUAUACCAGCAAACAUUUCAGCACUCACCUGUACCCCACUUUACAGGAGUUACCCAUCAAAAAGCUGGACCAGGAUUUGGCGAAAAGUUCAUCAUAUUUCCAAUUGGUUGUAUGGAGUCUAAAAGGGACGAGUGCAAUUACAGUAAAGUUACACGACAUUAAUGUAGCACAAGAUCCUUUCUAAAGAAAGUCGGUUACAGGUUACCCUCGCGUACAGAUUCAUUUUCUGUGACUAAAAAGCAGUUUGGUCGUGGGGAAGGAGGAAAUUGGAUUUUAUUACUAGAACGAACCUUGAAUGCAAUGUUCCCAGCAAUCAAAUACCGGUCAGUUUACUCGCUCCUCAAUAACCAUAGUCGCUCUGGGAUUAUUUAACUUUCAGUCUUAUCAGCGAGAUCAAUUUUGGAUCAUGUGACAAAGGUGCGGCAGAAAAUACUUGAGUGGUUCCAAAACUUUUUAAUCAUUUUUCUUGAUUUGCAGAAACGAGUAACACAAGUUAACAUUCAAUGAAGGUCAGCAACGCUUGGAAGGAUAACAGUCUGUACGGGAAACGAAAGAAUGUCCUAAACCCCGAAGAAGGCUUUUUUUUUGUUUUUCCAUUUUAAACAUCAAUAAAUUUAAUUUCAAGAGUACAAAAAAAGAAAAAUAAGAGGAGAACACAAGGAAAAAAGUUAAAGAACAUAGCGUGAGAAGCUAGUCCUAGAAGUAAAUUUUAGAGGUAUAUAGUAUGGGCUGAAAUUGGAAGUAACAGGACAAAAUAACCAAAAAAAGAAGGAAAGGAUGAGUGGUCAGCGUGUCUGAUUCCCAAGCGGAGAAACCAGGUUCAGUUCUCGGAGCUCGAGUGAUACAGGGCCCACUCGGACCGAUCACACCAUCUGAGGAGCUGCUUGAAUGAGAAACAGCCGCUUCAAGUCUGCAAAUCCGACAGGGGCUGGAAGGAACGUAUGCCGAGCUCAUGGCCCUCCAUACCGCAUCCGCCUGACGCCCUGUAGCAGAGGAUGUCACGGCGGUCGGUCGCACGACCCUCUGGGCUUAACAGCAAAGUUUUUCAGCUUUUUAAUAAUGCUCGUAAGUGUGUCAAAUAGCAAUCAAACAGAGUAAUCAAAGUACUGCAUUUUAGUACAGCACUUGCAGUCAAAAAAACUGAAGAAUUUGGUGCAUGUGCUGUAUAAAUUCGCUUUACGACCACAAAUGCUAUCUGCUUUUGAUUCACGCUAAAACUUUGUUUGAUACCCUUUACAGCAUUAACUGAUGCCUUAACCUGUGUGGUUUCAUCAAAGUAAGUGGUACUUUUCCAUUAUAAACUAUGGUUUAAAAAAUAAUAAAAUACUCUCUCUGCAGGGGUGCAUUCCUGGGUGUCAGUUAUUAGAUACUUUGAGACAAAGGGUACGUUGGCAGAGGAGCCAUUACUUAGUGAAUUUAAUUAGUCGACGUUGAUACGUGGCGUCUGCCGUCAGUUUUAGGACUACAUAUUAGACGUCUGUUGCGUAUAGAAGAUGUGGAAACAAAGCCUCUCACAGAAAAAACUUAACUCCCUUUUUCCCUUUCCCAUUUUCCAAAACGUCGCCAUGACUGUAUCGUUAUUUUUUAACUGGCCAGUUCUGGUUUUCGUCCUGCCAAUAAACUACUUCCUCUUGAGUAACACUUUUUCCACGCCAAAAACACCAACUUGCCAAAAAAAUUUCCCGCUACAAUUAUUCAAAUGUAACGCUUAAGUUUACUGACGUUAGCAUUCUCCUAAAAGUUGGUGUAGAAUUUUGUCAUUCCUAGACACAGCUCUCGCUUAUCCAUCGAGCACUGUCGUUCAACUGAUGACGAACAAACCUGAGGUCCUUCCACCAACCACAAUAGCUCUCGUUUGGGCACAUAGUCCGCCAUAUCGUGCAUUAUUUUUCAUUUCUGGAGCCACACUUCAAACAGGCGCAUACAGUGCCCUCUCCAUUUCCAGAUUGACUGUGGAAUUUGAGUUCAUGUCAGCAGUUCUGUACAGCUGUCGAAAAUCGUGGCGUUGCUGAAAUACUGAUGUCUGGUAUCAUAAUGUUCAUACCAUAGAUCUAGAGAAAUAUACAAGAAAAUAUAUUAAUAUCCCAGUCUAUUUCUAAGAAAAAUGCACAUCUAGUGAUGUAUCUUUCUCGUUCUAAAUCUGUAGUGUUUUUAACUUGUCUGAGUAGAAAUUAGGCUGAAUGACUGCUGUAUAAACUCCAAUAACGAGUUAUCUGUGUUUCCGCACAUCUACAGAAUCAUGAAGCAAGUUUUAAAAAAAAACUGAAAAUUUUGUGUACAUUCGAGUGGAAGGCACUAAGGGAAAUGAGCCACGUGAAAAAUAACCUGGACACAACGAGGACCUAGAUUCAGUAAUCAGUUUCAAAAUGUAUUUCUUUAUUUAAGUGCAAUCAUGAAAACAAAAGUAGGGGCUUUUAGGACCACGCGAAGUUCAAGAGGCAGUCGUCACCCCUAUAGCCCAUGUACGAACAGACUGUAGAGGGAGACGUAUUUUCCAUGGUGUUCUGUAGCUUACCAAUGAAGUCAGCAGGGUUUUGCUCACAGGAAGCCAACGACAUGGGCUGCGUGCUCAUGAUUAUACUACCAAGCCUCGUUGUAUGGCAUUCUCUAUGACUUAAAGUUUUAAUCACCGAUUACAUGUACUGCAGAUUCUUCCAUAUUGAAUGUCCAGUAUUUUAAUGAACUCUGUGAAAUAAAUACCCAAAUAUAUUACGCCAAUUUCUUUCUAGAGUAAUAAAAAAAGUUUUUCCCUUAUCUUUUACCUCAAUAAAUAUCGUGAAAACAGUGAACGUCCAUGUCGUAAUUGGACAUUCGGAUUCUUACGCCCAUCAAACUACCGCUUACGAAAUAUGUUGGUCACAUGGAACAGCUAUAAAACCCUUUAUCGCCAAAUUUCUCGCUACACCGCAGUGUACAGUACACAUUCUAAAUGGUUUUCCGGCUGCAGAUACAGUAAGCACGUCAAGAAAGAUCAUUGUUACUCUAGAGCAGAAAACUAUAUUUCCCAGACUUGCAACAACAUUCUCCAUAUAAUGCUGUUACCGGAGAAUGACCAAAGAUAAAAUAUUGAUUCCUUUCUUUGCCAACCUGUACGUAACACGGUUACAGUUACGGAAGUACUGGUAUGUUAUAACAGCACUGUCCAUCGCCAGUUAUCUAAAUUUGUCUUUAAUAAAUAUGUAUUUGUAUAUUAAUUUUUUGCAGUUUUCUCAAGUGAUAUGAUACUCUGCAAGAAUGAAACUGUUGUGUGUUUUAAGUGUGCUUGCAAUAAAAUGUACACAUGUAAAUAAUUGUAAUACUUCAUUGUUAAUAUUUGUCCA